AUGCAUUCGAAUGGUUUAUCAAGAUAUCAAAGACAGGGUGAUACUGGGGUUGGUUUUCUAUUGUUCUCCCUUGCUGUUCUUUAUGUAUUUUCCAAGCGAAUUGGAAUACUUACCUUGCAGAGAAAGGUUACCGGGGCCAUAAAAGCUGUUAUGAAGGGACAUGCAGAGCUAAGAUCACAAGCUGUUGCAGAGGACAUGAAUCUUCAUCAAGUUAUAGUUGAUCAUUUUCAUAAUAACAAAUGCUGUCAAGCUGUUCAGAAACACUUGAAGACAUUUUGUCAUCGCGAGAGAAAGAAGACUAGAGAUCACAAUGUGGAGCAUAUAGAUCUUGCAAGUGCAAAAGGCAUUGAAGACAAGCAUCUUAAGCUUCUUAAAACCAAGACACAAGGAAUGAGGCCUAAUGUUAUUCCUUAUGAGAGUGUUCUUUCCGCUUUGACAAGGAUUACACAUGAGGAAGGUCUACGAGAACUUAGAAUAUUUAUUAGUCUUUGGAUAGCAGUGAAAGCAUUUGUUGUGAACCAGAAAUUUUUCUUGAUAAUUGUAACAUUAAAAUUAUACAUACUGGGCCUUUCUACGUGUGCAAUUCAAAGGAGAGUAGCAUUAACCUUUGAUAAAUUAAAUGGUUGA
Messenger RNA from Vicia faba (fava bean), 627 nucleotides. NCBI's taxonomy places the organism in Eukaryota, Viridiplantae, Streptophyta, Magnoliopsida, Fabales, Fabaceae. The record is from the annotation of a GenBank genome assembly.